Molecule: messenger RNA, 1405 nt
Organism: Nicotiana attenuata
Lineage: Eukaryota; Viridiplantae; Streptophyta; Magnoliopsida; Solanales; Solanaceae
Product: probable WRKY transcription factor 23
Exons: 3
Coding region: 97-1140 (347 amino acids)
Biological process (GO): regulation of DNA-templated transcription
Molecular function (GO): sequence-specific DNA binding; DNA-binding transcription factor activity
Source: RefSeq, a predicted model, not a curated record
AUAUGUUCCCACUAUAUAUGCCUUGGCCUAAUGGAUUUACUACUCUCUUCUUCUCCUUCUUUAUUUAUCUACUUUCUUUAAUAUUUCUACUUAUUAAUGGAAAGUUACAAAGAGAUAGCGAUAAAGAUGGAAGAUCCCAUGUCUUAUUUUGAUAAUUUUCCAGUUAUUAGCAAUUCAUUUACAGGCUUAGUGUCAGAUUAUAAUUAUGCUGUUGAAGGUAAGAAUACUAGUAUUGAUUCAUCUUUGGGGUUCAUGGAGUUAUUGGGUGUUCAAGACUUUUGUUCAGCUUCAGUCUUUGAUGUAAAUAGUACUACUACUAAUCAUGAUCAGUUGUUACCAAAAGAAGAGAAGUACCAUAUAGAACCUGCAGUUUCUAUAUCUGAAGAAGUAAAGCCAUCUCCAGCAGCUGAGAGCCAAAACAAAGCAGCUCAUGAAUCAUCGUCUAACAUAUUGAAUACGCCAUCAACGCCAAAUUCUUCAUCGAUUUCCUCUGAAACAAAUGAGGGCCACGCUCAAGAUGCAGAGGGGGAAGUAGCUGAAGAACAGACCAAAACAAAACAGCAGUUGAAAGCCAAGAAAACAGUUAGUCAGAAGAAGGAGAAAGAGCCUAGAAUUGCAUUCAUGACAAAGAGUGAGGUUGAUUUUCUGGAAGAUGGUUACAGAUGGAGAAAAUACGGCCAAAAAACUGUCAAAAACAGCUCUUUCCCCAGGAACUACUAUAGGUGCACAAGUGCAUCAUGUAAUGUAAAGAAGAGAGUAGAGCGGUGUUUCAAUGACCCAAGCAUAGUGGUGACUACAUACGAAGGGAAACAUACUCAUCCAAGUCCCAUGAAUAUGAAUAUGAAUAUGAAUAUGAAUAUGAUCAAUAUGCCCCGCCCAACCUUAUUUCCAACUCGAGUUUUCCCCUCGCCAGCUCCCACUGCCACCUUCCCUCUGCAAAUGCCGUUCCAUAUUAAUCAGUCCGCGCAGCCUCAUUUCAACGACUUGACAACUCCUUUAGCUUCGAAUCUUGAUCAUGCCGCUUUGGUUGCUCAUGGACGGCGCUUUUGCAGUGCUCCAUCUGCUGCUGAGAUGAUGAGAGACCAGGGGCUUCUUCAGGAUCUUAUGUCCUCCAGGGUGGUAGAAGAAGACUACAGAUGAUAUUUAUAUAUAUCUGAUGAUGCAGUUGUAACAUAUAUAGGAGAUGACAAUCAGUACUGAAAUAACACCCUGUAUGCAUUACUUUGCUAGUGGUGGUACUCUUUGGCAUUUUCCGUUUUAAGGAACCUUACAGAUAGCUUAUGGCUCUAACAUUGACGUUUUUGGGAACCAAUAUAUGGGGUUUAAUUAUCAUGUUUAUAUUUUGCUACUUCAAUAGUAUGACAAUAUAACGGAUAUAGAGUUCUUUGUUGUUUCUUGACCGAAA